Messenger RNA from Juglans regia (Persian walnut), 1664 nucleotides. Its product is annotated as probable envelope ADP,ATP carrier protein, chloroplastic. Gene Ontology annotation, biological process: transmembrane transport. Lineage: Eukaryota; Viridiplantae; Streptophyta; Magnoliopsida; Fagales; Juglandaceae. Gene Ontology annotation, molecular function: ATP transmembrane transporter activity. The transcript is spliced from 10 exons. Gene Ontology annotation, cellular component: thylakoid membrane. Bases 162 to 1319 code for a protein of 385 amino acids. The record is from RefSeq and is a predicted model, not a curated record.
AUUUUACCCCUUUUAAUUUCUGUCUUCCGCUGUGGUCACCAACGGCCGAACGUAUCUCCAUCCCUGCAAGGCUGCAACUAUCUCCUCCCCUGCAACUACCACGCUGUCGAGCCUUAUCUCUUUUCUGCCCCUACCCAAGAUCUCAGUUUCCGUCCCAAACCAUGAGAGAAGAGAGAGCCGUAGUGGUUUUCCGGAAAAUUCCAAGCCUCAACGGAUAUUCGCUGUGCAGUCUCACCGAGACCACGGACCACGAACCGCUAUGGAAGACCGCGCAGCUCAGCUGCUCUGGCAGUGGUGCCAUUGGAAGUCCGUUUAAUUUCGCCUGCGUUUCUGUGGUGGCGGAAAAGAAAGACCAAAGGGAGUUCGAACCGACUCCGGCUCAGCUCCUAAAGCAUCCGCUGGCUAUAGCCGCUUACGUUCCCAAGGAAGCCGCGAUCUUUACUGCCGGUGCCAUCUCCGGCGCCGCCUCCAAGACCUUUACGGCUCCACUCGAACGUAUCAAGCUCCUUAUGCAGACUCAUGGGGUGCGAGUUGGGGGAAAAAGUUCUAAGAAAGCCAUUGGUUUCAUCGAGGCCAUAACAUUGAUUGGGAAGGAAGAAGGUAUCAGAGGGUACUGGAAAGGCAACCUCCCUCAGGUGAUUCGGGUCAUACCUUACAGUGCUGUCCAGCUCUUUGCUUAUGAAACUUACAAGAAACUUUUUAGGGGAAAGGAUGGUGAGCUCUCUGUUAUUGGAAGACUUGCAGCAGGUGCUUGUGCUGGCAUGACGUCAACUUUUAUAACUUACCCUUUAGAUGUCCUGAGGUUACGAUUAGCGGUUGAACCAGGGUACCGAACUAUGUCUGAGGUGGCAUUAAACAUGCUGAGAGAGGAAGGAUUUGCCUCGUUUUAUUAUGGUCUUGGACCUUCCCUGAUUGGAAUAGCUCCUUAUAUUGCAGUGAACUUUUGCGUUUUUGACUUAGUGAAGAAGGCUUUGCCAGAGAAAUAUCAAAAGAGAACUGAAACAUCUCUCCUAACUGCCGUGGUGUCAGCUUCUCUUGCCACAGUCACAUGCUAUCCCUUAGACACCGUGAGAAGACAAAUGCAAAUCAAGGGUACACCUUACAAAUCUGUGUUGGAUGCCUUUCCAGGUAUUGUGGCACGUGAUGGAAUUAUUGGCUUAUACCGGGGUUUUGUUCCGAAUGCUUUAAAAACCUUACCAAGCAGCAGCAUUAGGCUUACCACCUUUGACAUUGUUAAACGCCUAAUCGCGGCCAGUGAGAAAGAGUUUCAGAGGAUCGUGGAGGAAAAUCGCACCAAAUUUAGCCCGGAUGGCAAGUAGAAGGCCGGGUUUUAUGUUUAUAACCAUUAGUUUCCUGCACAUUGUUCUUGUGGAGAUCGUGUCCCCAUAGAAGUAGUCAUUAUUUUUUGGACUUGUAUUUGCCAAAAGUUCCUUUGUUAUUGUUAUAUGUAAGAUUUUUUGAGAGAUGAGAAUCCCAGGAUUGUAUUUUUAUGGUAGUAAGGAAUUAGGAUGCCGAUUCUUUAUGUGGAAAUCACUUUCCACCAAAAUACCAGCUCCUUAUAUGGAUUAACUAUGAUAUGUCGAGACACUUUAGAUUGCACUGAUACCUUGUCUGGAGGUUCUGUUUUGUUAUUCAAUGAAAUUAUGCUCAUUUUGAACUUUUCA